GCACACGUCCCCUCGUGUAAAAUCGAAGAGCCCUUCCCCCCACUGGCCACUGCCUACUCAAAACCUGAAGCGCCAAACAAGACAUUAGACAUGCCACGUCGUCUCCCAGGAGCAGUUGCUUGAUCAGGAAUCCACUACCUUCCUAAACAACCCCCAGUUUCUCCUUUUAAAACCCUAGUAUUACACACAUCAACGGUCUACAAAUCAAGCAGCCUGUCUCACGUUUCUCACUGUUUCACACACUUUCUUCUCUCCCCCUUUUACUUUUCUGCCCCCAUACUCACACACACACACACAAUAUAUAUACACACCUCUCCUCUCGGUUGUUUAACGCUACCUGUAUUUUAGCAAUCCAAGCUGCUGUUUAAUUUUCUCCUAAUUAAUUUUGAUUUUGAUUUGUAAAAAUGCAUUCGAAUCACUUGCUUCUCGAGGAGCCUAUCAGGAUGGCUUCAAUCCUCGAGCCUUCUAAAUCUAGUUUCUUUCCUGCAAUGACUAAGAUAGUUGGGACUCUGGGGCCUAAGUCACGAUCUGUGGACACUAUUUCCGGUUGUCUUAAAGCCGGCAUGUCAGUGGCUAGAUUUGAUUUUUCAUGGGGUGAGCCUGAGUACCACCAAGAGACCUUGGAAAAUUUGAAGUUGGCUGUCAAGAGUACCAAGAAGCUCUGCGCUGUUAUGUUGGACACAGUCGGACCUGAACUACAGGUGGUUAAUAAAGUUGAAAAGUCUAUUUCACUUGAGGCUGAUAAGACUGUGAUUAUGACUCCUUAUCAAGGUCAAGAAGCCUCUUCUGAAGUGCUGCCAAUUAACUUUGAUGGACUCGCUAAGGCUGUGAAGACAGGAGAUACAAUUUUUGUUGGGCACUAUCUGUUCACAGGAAGUGAAACGACUUCUGUUUGGCUAGAGGUUGACAGUGUUAAAGGUGAUGACGUGGUUUGCAAGAUAAAAAAUUCAGCUACUUUGGCCGGGUCAAUGUUCACUCUCCAUGUCUGUCAAGUUCACAUUGAAAUGCCUACCCUCUCUGAAAAAGACAAGGAGGUCAUAAGCACAUGGGGUGUUCAGAAUAAAAUUGACUUCCUCUCACUUUCAUAUACACGACAUGCAGAAGAUGUUCGCGAAGCCCGCGAAUAUCUAUCUAAACUGGGUGAAUUGAGUCAGACUCAAAUCUUUGCAAAAAUAGAGAACAUAGAAGGUUUAACUCAUUUUGAUGAGAUUCUGCAAGAGGCUGAUGGUAUCAUCCUGUCCCGUGGAAAUCUCGGUAUAGACCUUCCACCUGAGAAGGUAUUUUUGUUUCAGAAAGCUGCUGUUUAUAAGUGUAACAUGGCAGGGAAGCCAGCUGUUGUAACCCGUGUUGUUGAUAGCAUGACUGAUAAUUUAAGGCCAACUCGCGCAGAAGCAACUGAUGUUGCUAAUGCUGUAUUAGAUGGAAGUGAUGCAAUUCUUCUUGGUGCUGAAACCCUGCGUGGGUUGUAUCCUGUUGAGACAAUCUCUAUCGUUGGAAAAAUUUGUGCUGAGGCAGAGAAGGUCUUCAAUCAAGACAUGUAUUUCAAGAAGACUGUCAAAUAUGUUGGAGAACCAAUGACACAUUUGGAAUCUAUUGCUUCAUCAGCGGUUCGGGCAGCCAUUAAGGUGAAGGCAUCCGUUAUCAUUUGUUUUACAUCAUCAGGCAGGGCUGCAAGGUUAAUUGCAAAAUAUCGUCCAACAAUGCCCGUUUUGUCGGUUGUUAUCCCAAGGCUCAAGACAAAUCAAUUGCGCUGGAGUUUUAGCGGUGCAUUUGAGGCAAGGCAAUCACUUAUCGUAAGAGGACUUUUUCCUAUGCUUGCCGAUCCCCGUCAUCCUGCUGAAUCAACUGGUGCAACAAACGAGUCUGUACUGAAGGUCGCACUUGAUCAUGGAAAGUCUGCAGGAGUCAUAAAGUCACAUGAUAGGGUCGUGAUCUGCCAAAAGGUGGGUGAUGCAUCCGUGGUCAAGAUUAUCGAGCUUGAAGACUAGCAUUCUUGUACCCUGCUUUAUAAUACCAUACCAUCCCUAUCAAUUUUGAAAAUGUGAAUUUUUGGUCUAUAAGAGAGGUGGUUUAAGAACUUGGCUAUUGUCAUUACCUUCAUAUAGUUUGAAAAUACGUGGGAAGCUUUUCCUCGCAAUGAUUUUAUUUUAAUUUUUGCUUGGUUUAACCAAGGCGACAAUGUUUCCCAUAUGAUGUGGGAGUUUUUGUAAUCUGGUCAAGGCUUUUGGGUCUUCAGGAUACUAAUGCAAUGAAUAUGAUACAAAAUUCUGAAAAUGAUAUAUAUAUUAUUUGAUAUC
Molecule: messenger RNA, 2297 nt
Organism: Daucus carota subsp. sativus
Lineage: Eukaryota; Viridiplantae; Streptophyta; Magnoliopsida; Apiales; Apiaceae
Product: pyruvate kinase 1, cytosolic
Exons: 16
Coding region: 405-1988 (527 amino acids)
Biological process (GO): glycolytic process
Cellular component (GO): cytoplasm
Molecular function (GO): magnesium ion binding; potassium ion binding; pyruvate kinase activity
Source: RefSeq, a predicted model, not a curated record